Messenger RNA from Lachancea meyersii CBS 8951, 786 nucleotides. Lineage: Eukaryota; Fungi; Ascomycota; Saccharomycetes; Saccharomycetales; Saccharomycetaceae. The record is from the annotation of a GenBank genome assembly.
AUGUCGAUUCUUAGAAAUGUCAAAACCUGGGGACAAACUUCAACUGAGAUAAAGGUUAAAGAGGCCACAAACGAUAAUGAACAACGCGGGGCUACUGGCUCCUUGAUGAAUGAACUCUCGGUGCUGACAUAUAGCCCAAAAACUCUACGGGAAAUUACCCAGGUGGUACGUAGGCGACUCAGUGGGAACUACCGGAAAAGCUCACAUAAAAACGCUGUCCACAUGCUCAAGACACUGACACUAAUCCUGUAUUUGGUCAACAGCGGGUCAAAUGACUUUGUGGCUUGGAUACGAUCCUAUGCAUACCUUGUGAAUACGCUCAAGGAAUUUACCAUCGGCAAUUCCGGAAGCGAAACAACCGCAGCCCAGAUACGAAGUCUGGCGUCGUCUUUGUCGGAGUUGUUGCGAGACGAUGAACUCCUACGUCGGCGAAGGAGUGAAGUGACGCUUUUCAGGUCUAGCAUUUCGACCCCGGGACGAAAAUCUACGGAUAACAGCCAUUUGAAGCCGCUGGCGGUGAUUGCGGUCUCAGGAAGGUCCGCAGAACACACAAGAAGUUUGGAUUUGAGCCGACGGCGCGUUGAAGCCGGCACAAAACGCGAAGGAGACCAGACUCAAAACCGAACCGUGGUUUUGGGACCCUUGCGGGAGGAGGAAAAUUACGAUUGGGAUGGGUCUCUAACGACUAGUUUCCACGAUGGCAAGCACAAGGAUGAUUUGACCAGUGUGUCGGAAUACAAACGUCGGGGCGUGACGCGACGAUUGUCGAACCGAUUUCUGCUUUGA